AAGCAGACGCCAGGCUUCCGGUAGGGAUCAGGCAGUGAUGGCGCAGCGCCUGGCAGAGCUGGAGGUUCCUCUGGACUCUCACCGAGCCGGGGACCGGGGUGAGAACGUCCUGAGGCGCUGCAGAGGGAGACCCAGACUCACGGACUCCGACCGGGCCCAGAGGCGGCUUCAGUCCCGGAAGAAGUACGACGUGAGGCGGGUUUAUCUCGGAGAGGCGCACAAGCUGUGGAGCGAGCUCCGCCGGAGGACCAGUCUGAGUGAUGCCGGGCUGGCAGAGUACCUGAUCCUGCUUAACUCCACCUACGGAGAGAAGUACCAGCAGAAAUACUGCGGGAAGAAGAUUGCUCCAGAAGUGUCAGUAAAACAGAAAAGAGGUAGGAAGCAGCGUGUGUUGAGCCUCCAGAGUCUGGUGUGUUGGUACCAGGAACACUCCCACUCCUGCCCCCACGAGCCCCAGCUCAGAGCUCUGGAGCCCCAGUCCAACUUCUCCACGGCCGCUAUCUGGCAGUGUGACUCCAACCACUCUUUUGUGCAAUAUCUUUUCUCCCCACUGAGGGAGGCGAGCGACUCUGAGCAUGAUGAAGGAGAUGGAGAGAAUACAGCGGCAAAAACAGACGUGCUGGUGGCUAAAGGCACAGCGAGCAGGAAGAGAAAGAAGGAGGCUCACAAACAGUUUAGAGAUGUGGAAGAAAAUGUGGAUGUUUCUGACCUCCAACAUACAACCCUGAGCUCCAUAGAAGAAGCUGCAGAUCCAAACCACCAGCCCAGCUUAGAGGCUUCCUCCAAGGAUGCUGCACUGCCAGAACAGCCUGUCUGGGAGAUGGAGAUGGAGAUAAUGCGACAGCAAGGCUCCCUCACGGCUGAGUUUCGCUCCAUUCCUGAAGAGGAGGAGGAAGAGGAAGAAGGGGAGGAGGCUGAGGAUCUGAGGCAAGGCAAGGAUGGAGAGGAGGGAGAAGGAGAGAGGCUCGGAGAGGAAGAAAUCGGGACUGUUCGGCACGAUUACGAGUGCGUUACGGUGACGGCGUCUUUAGCUGAUGAGCUGGAGAAGGCAGACGAGGACUCGGUGCUGUCACAGAGCCUCAGCGGUUCGGUCCCGCUGGGCGCUCAGACGGAGCUGUCGGUGCCUCCGCCCAUGCAGGUACAAGAGCAGAGCGAACUGUUUGACCCUCAGGCUCUGCAGACAGUGGUGACCGGCUGUGAGAUUCCUGACCAGAGGACGGCUCUGGAGGGCUCACAGUUAAUCAUCAUCACUGGCCCCAGCUAUGAGGCGUUGGCAUCAGAGGGGAUCCAGCUCAACAUGGGCAGCGGAAACGUGGAGGAAGUCACUUGCACCGUCAUCGGGGGCGUCACCUACAACCAGGUGUGCACGUCUGAGUCAAAAAUCAGAGCAGCAGAGGACGAGGACUCCAUGACAGGUUUGAGUGACAAACAGCUGCUGCAGCCCACCGUGGAUCCUCUGCAGCUGAGCAGUGACAGAGAGCUGCAGAGGAGUCUGAGCAGUGUUCGGUCCAAAAGAAGCAGGCGAGGCCCGGUCAUUGAGGCUGAUGGGAUGCUGAAAAUGUUCCACUGUCCUUAUGAGGGCUGCAGCCAAGUCUAUGUAGCAAUUAGCAGUUUUCAGAAUCAUGUGAACUUAGUUCACAGGAAAGGGAGGACAAAGGUUUGCCCUCAUCCUGGCUGUGGAAAGAAGUUCUACCUGUCCAACCACCUGCAUCGACACAUGAUCAUUCAUUCAGGAGUCAGAGAUUUCAUCUGUGAGACGUGCGGAAAGUCAUUUAAACGCAAGAAUCAUCUGGAAGUUCACAGACGGACUCACACAGGAGAAACUCCACUCCAGUGUGAAAUCUGUGGUUACCAGUGUCGCCAGCGUGCGUCCCUGAACUGGCACAUGAAGAAACACACUCCAGAGGCCCACUACAACUUCACCUGCGAGUUCUGCAACAAGAGGUUCGAGAAGCUGGACAGCGUCAAAUUCCACAAGCUAAAGAGCCACCCUGACAAGCAGGCAACCUGAGGUGUUCUGAUGCUGCGAAUCGGACCUGAAGCAGCGCAGGCUGGCCCUUAGAAACUAAAGAAAGACUUCCAGUGAAGAGAGAAGACUUUCCUUUGCUGGGUUUUCGUGAAGUUCGCGUCCAGGAUGACGUGAACGUCGCCUGUGUUCAUCCAGGCUGUAGAUGGAGUGGACCAGAGUAACAGCUGUGCAGGACGCAGCUGUGUGGCUGAUCACAGGUUUUGAAAAUACUGUGUUUGGUACAGCGGAGAUGGAAAACUAAAUCAGUUUUUGACUAUUUGGUGAAGGCUGUUUAGCAGCCUAAGCAAGCUUAGCUAGAGUUGACUUUUCUACUGCCUCCGAAACCAAAACUGCAAGAGUGAAAAUGUUCAAACAUCAGCUGCAUGUGUCAGCACGGUGGGCUAACUAGCAGACUACCUACAGUCGUUAUAUUUGCUUUCAUGGUUCGUUGCAUUUUAUACCACAGAUUAGGUUAAAGUCCAUGUUCACAACCAGACAUCCACUCAUCGUAUUCCCUCAUUGUGUAGGAGACAGGAGAGCUUCCAUUCCAGCAGCUAAUCUUGUUUUCUCACAUAUAUUCCAUCUUGUUCUAAACAUUAAAACCUUUCUUCUUCAAAGGUUGGAACAUAAUUUGACAAACAAAAGGCAUUGGAUUUGCUUUUCUGAUUAUAAAAGCUAAGCAGCUAAUAUUAGGCAGUUAGACCAGAACAGUCUGUCCGUAACAUUUUUCUCAUUGUGCUCUAAAUACUCGUACUAACUGGUUGUGCAAGAACAGUUCUGCUUCUUAGGUCCUCUGCUUUCUCCAUAGAUUAUAAGCAGAAGAUGGUGGAUAUUUUUUUGAGGGGUUCAUUCAACUUUAUGCUCGAUCUCGUCAUGCAUGUAGCCGUCAAGUUUCUGUAACCCUUUUACAGGAUUCUCAUUUUAAAACGACUCAGUGUGGAACAUUGAAAAUUGACUGAAGGUACUUUUCAGCUAACGCACGGCUCAGCUUUAUUAUACCCGACUGCGACAACAACUCUUGAGUGGUAAAUCUAUCGUCUUCACUUUGUAACGACCAAAUGUCCUGGAUGAGAACAUGUGUGGCAACAGUACCCAAGGGAGGAGGCACUUAGCAAAGAGUCGGUUAAAAGUACAAAACAUUUUGGCCGCUGCGUCGGACACCAGCCCCUAUAUACGAUUUACCUGCUUAACCCAUUGAGCUAUACAGGCGUCCCAAAAGUACAAAACAUUUAACAUUUUUGUAGGCUUUGGAAAUUGUUCUACAUUGAUGCAAAGUCCCGAAAAAGUUGUUUUCACCCCUGAUCCAAUCUGAGUUAUUUAAUACAUUUUUUUUAGAUGAUAUUUACUUCAAAGUACAUUAAAGUUGCAUUAAAAUUAGUCAUGUAUCUAGAAAAAACUGCACUCCAUCUGCUCUUAAAGCUCCAGAAAAUUGUAAAAACCUGUUUUCUCCACAUGAUAUCAGAACAUUAGCAGUAGGGCCUGGUUGGAGGUGCCCCUUAGCCUCCAGGCAGAGAGCAGGAGUUUGGCAAGCAAAUGGGCACCAUGACAGAGACAUCAGUGACACUUAAUGUCUUCUGUCUGGAGCUAGCCGCUCUCCCAUUCUCACAUCUGCAGAUUUAAGGAUUGUGUUUACAAAAGAGUGGACACCAUUAAGUUAAAAAAAAAGACUCUGUGGCGGGCCUCAAUCCUAAUAUUUGACAUCUGGACAUCUUUAAAUCAAUCACAGUUGUCUUGUGCUUGAUUUAAAUUAUAGGCAAAACUUUACAUUUUAAACACGUGGGUUACUUCUCGGACUCGGAGAUUGUUGUUUCUCAUAGUGAGGAUUUUGAAAAUGGUGACAUGCAAAUAGUGGAAGAGGAGGAUACAGCGCCAUGAAAUGCACUCAGGAAAUGACCUGGGGCCUCAUUUAUAAAGCUUGCGUACGCACAAAACAGGGCUAGAAAGUGGCGUACGCCACUUUCUACGCAAAGGUUGUGAUUUACAAAAACAAACUUGGCGUGAGAAUGUGCGCACCGGUGCGCCAACCUUGAUUCUUGAUGCUUCCUUACGCACAAAACAGGGCGUAAAUCACAAACUUUGCGUAGAAAGUGGCGUACGCUGUGUACGUUGUGAUUUCUAAAACAAACGCAAUCCUACGCAAUGUUUUAUAAAUGAGGCCCCUGAAGCCUACGAUCUGUGACUUAGUCUAAUAUGGAAAUGACUUAAACCUGCCAGCAGGGGGCGACUCGUCUGGUUGUAAAAAAAAAAGAAGUCCUCGCAUCUUCACUUGCUCCGUUUUCUCCCUUGAUUUGUUACCUCAGUAAACAUUUCCCUGAUGAGUUCAUGAUCCCUCGGUACACCACGAUGUUUACUUUGUAGCUUAUGAUGCCAUUUAGAAUAGAACAGACAAUAAAGCAGGAUUAUUUUUUAGGGUGUGGCCUCUGUCAUAUGGUUUCAAAAGAUAGAGUUGGUCAAACAGUGGGUGACAUCAUGUAGUUUACGCCAGUCUGUUAUAUACAGUCUACAACUUUAGUGUUUAAUGUGUUCAAACAUGCAAAACAUUGGUAAAAUCCAUUUGAAGAUUGACGAUAAAAACUGUGGCUCCGUACACUGCUAACAAACCAAAUGCUGGGACUGAUCCAGAUAACACUAUUCCAGUGAGUUCUACAUGUAAGCUCGUGCACAGAACGUGGAUUAAAGGUGGAAGAGAUGGAGAGAUGGUAAACAUGCUAGCGAGCUACGACUCCACCUUUAAACAGGCUCGUUCUGUCCUUUAUUACACCAACAAUAGUGAUUACUGAUGACAUUGUUCUCAGUUUGGUGGGUAAAUAUUGACAAAGCACUACAAAUGUGUGUUAAAUGUGUUCAGAAUUAGGGCUUUGAAAUUGACGUCAUUGAGGUUUGACUGUUAUGCGUCUCCCCACGCUGCUUGUAAUGAUACGUAUCAUUCUUCCAUUUCAGUCAUUCAAAGUGAGCAUCGGUAGUUUUGGCCAUGAGAUCCGUCUUCAUCUUGUGUUUUUCUAUUAUCUCUUUUCACCAUCCCAGUGUCCCGACUCACAGGAAAGCUUGUGAGAUUAAUGUGACAGUUUCUCAGGAAAAUUCACCUCACUCCUUUUGUGUUUCUGUCUCUUGUUCCGUCUGUUUCCAAGCAAAUGCACUUUUCUCCGUUCUGUCGGGUUUUUUGACCUGUUGAAUCACUAAAACAUGUGAAUACGC
Acanthochromis polyacanthus (spiny chromis) is the source of this 5203-nucleotide messenger RNA. RefSeq names its product zinc finger protein 653 (gene znf653). NCBI's taxonomy places the organism in Eukaryota, Metazoa, Chordata, Actinopteri, Pomacentridae. The transcript is spliced from 10 exons. The coding region runs from base 38 to 2011 and encodes 657 amino acids. Gene Ontology annotation, cellular component: nucleus. The record is from RefSeq and is a predicted model, not a curated record. Gene Ontology annotation, molecular function: transcription coregulator activity. Gene Ontology annotation, biological process: regulation of transcription by RNA polymerase II.